Molecule: messenger RNA, 2783 nt
Organism: Helicoverpa armigera (cotton bollworm)
Lineage: Eukaryota; Metazoa; Arthropoda; Insecta; Lepidoptera; Noctuidae
Gene: emei
Product: transmembrane protein 161B
Exons: 9
Coding region: 211-1659 (482 amino acids)
Source: RefSeq, a predicted model, not a curated record
AUAAAAGAAUUUCGGACCUCUUCUUUUUUCAUUAAACUUUUGUAUAAUGCUAUCGCAUUCUUUCAUUAAGAUUUAAUUAUACUUCUCAAUUUUACUGUACAAUAUUGUGUGGGAGUAAAAAAUUGAGGUUAUAGAUUUAGCUUGAAACGAAAAUAAUUUAGCAAAUAUAGACUAUGAAUAGACUUAAAUGUGAAUGAAAAUCCAGGCAAAAUGGCACUGCUAGGCGCUCAAUUAGUUAUCACCCUGAUUAUGGUAUCAGUGAUACAGAAGUUGGGGAGUUAUUCGUUCGCGAGAUGGUUGUUAUGUUCGCAAAGGCUGUACAGGUAUUUGUAUCCUACGAACAGUGAGUUGAAGAGUUUGGCGGGAGUGCCGAAGGAAACUACGAAGGCUAGGAAAGGGAGUAAACAUGAGUCGAAUGGGAAGCCGGAGACAUUCCAUGUGCCUCGGAGCCUGGACAUCCAGCUGGAGACGGCGCCCGUGACACCGCUGGACGUAGUACACUUGAGGUUCUACACAGAAUAUGUGUGGAUAGUUGACUUCUCUCUGUACACUGCAAUUGUGUAUAUUAUGUCUGAGGUGUACACAUCAGUAUUCCCUCUGAAGGAUGAGUUCAACCUGAGCAUGGUGUGGUGUAUACUGGUGGUUCUGUUCUCAUUUAAAAUCCUACUAAGCCUCACAAAGCAGUACUUCACAAGCGAGGAAUCCAUCGGUGAGAGAUCAACCUGCAUCGUCGCGUUCUGCGUGUUCCUGCUCAUAGCUAUGAUGGUGCUGAUCGUGAGUGAAGCUAACCUGGAAGUGGGGGUGGACCCAGCGUAUGACAGCUUCUAUGAAAAUGCUUCCAAGUUCCUUGAGAAUCAGGGAUUGUCUUCUGUGGGUCCAGCAUCAAAGUUAAUCCUAAAGUUCUUCUUUGCUGUGUGGGCUGCUAUAAUCGGGACACUUUUCACCUUCCCUGGACUGAGAGUUGCCAGGAUGCACUGGGACUCACUUAGAUAUUACGGAGACAACAAAGUGAAACCCUUACUACUGAACUUUAACUUUGCCAUGCCAUUUGUACUGGUGUUGUUGUGGGUGAGACCCAUUACAAGGCACUAUCUCACUGUGAGGGUGUUCAGCGGUAUGGAGAAACCACUCAUGACAUCAGACGCCUUCGACACUCUCCGCCUGAUCCUCGUGGUGGGCACGGUGGUGACGCGGCUGGCGCUGAUGCCGCGGCAGCUGCAGGCGUACCUCGACAUGGCGCAGCGGCGUCUCGACGUGCAGAAGAAGGAGGCCGGCAGAAUUACCAACAUUGAUCUGCAGAAGAAGAUUGCAUCAGUAUUCUACUACCUCUGCGUAGUAGCACUCCAAUACAUUUGCCCCAUUAUAAUGUGUCUAUACAUGGCACUCAUGUACAAGACAUUAGGCGGCUACACCUGGACCGGAUUGUUCUAUGAAAGUGAGGAAGUGUGUGCGAUGAGCGAUAAGGUGGAAGGUGUUACUGAUGCCGUGGAUGGGGAAGGCAUAGAACAGUUCCAGCUGGCUUGGGAGAAUUUGAAAAUGGUAUUCACAGUAGACGUCUACCGAGGCGUGUUCGGGUUCGCAACCUGGUGGUGCUGCUUCGCGUGGUUCCUCACCACCUCGCUCGGCCUCGCAUACCAGACAUAUUUCAGGAUCUCGUGAUACCCACACACUCACCAUAGAGUUCUAGUCACGUCUGCAAUCAGGUUGAGCGGGAAAAUAAAAAACAUUGGUUGUUUGUAAGGUUAAAUGAAUGAUACAAAGUAUAAAGACAGAUUUUUUAUUAGUUUUAAUCUGUACGACGUUUGAGUAGGCUCUUAAGGUUUAAGAAUCUUGAAAGGAUUUUUUUCACAAAUGCAUUAAAUACCUAAUUGUUAUUUUAUGUAUUUAGGUACCUCGAUUUUUUGCCGCAUUUUACUUUUAAACAGUGUUUAAAUAAAAAAUCAUAUCAAGAUUGUUGAUCUUUAGCUAAGGCCCACUCAAAAAUGGAGUAGGUAUAACUAUUUAUUUUGCCAGGCAAAUUGUCUACACACUGAACUAUAAAUCUACCUAAUCGGAUUUUUACAGCAAGCUACAGCUUUAUAUUGUUCAAAAAUGUUUGCAGAAAAUAGCAUUGAAAUUGUAAAAAUACUCUCUAAAUGUAAAAAUAGACAAAUUGGCAGCAACUAUGUUUUACAUGUACAGAAAUAAAAAUACUACAACAAAAGUAUCAUUGACCCAGUUUUAUGAAGAAUAUUUGUGAAGAGUCGUCGUUUUGUUUCGUUACCAUAUUAAUUUUGUUUUCUUUUUCUGUUCACAAAUAGUAGUGUGGUCAUUGGGUCACAUUGCACAAAGUCUACACUUUAAUAUAUUUAGUUGGUUUGCAAUGGGUUAUGUUCAAGUGUGAUUCCUAUGUACAAAGUUUUGAUUGCCGUACCGUAGUUGUAUUUUGAACUUUUUAAUUACAGAUAAGGUUGUUUGUUGAUGUGUUUCUUUGGAGUGAUGCAACAUAAAAUAAUAUUACAACCUUUUUUACGGAAUCUCAUUCUGAGUCAGCGUUUUUCAGAAAAAAUAAUUGUCAUGUUAUAAAAGGAAGUAAGGAACAGGUUGUUAGAAAUCUAUGUGCGAAAAGAAUGGAAUUAAAAUAAUAAUGUUGUAAAGCCUACAUAAUAAUUCUUUACACGAGCACAAAAUGCUUCCAACUGAAGUUAGAAUCUAGAAUAUAAGGCGCAUGUUGUAUUAGGACUGUUUUAUUUAUUUCUUUGUAUUGUAUUGGACUGUUUUUUCUAUUAAAAGGUUUAUAAGAA